Molecule: messenger RNA, 429 nt
Organism: Racocetra persica
Lineage: Eukaryota; Fungi; Glomeromycota; Glomeromycetes; Diversisporales; Gigasporaceae
Source: the annotation of a GenBank genome assembly
AUGUCAAAGAUACAACCUAUGGACACUGGUAUCAUCGUAUUAUUCAAGCUCUAUUAUUGUUGUCUACAACUUCAGCACGCAAUUGAUUUAGAUGAAGCUAGUGAAAGAGAUAUUUAUAAAGUGUCUACUGAAACAAUUAAGCAUUGUUGGUCUUAUAUAAAAAUUGUAUCACUACGCGAUGAAGCUGGAAUGCCUAUUUCUACUCCUUCUCAAAUUGAUGCACUAUGUAUUUGUACUCCAAUAUUGAUCAAAAACUGGUUAAAUCCUAAAGAUGAACAAGAGGUAUAUCAGCAAUUCACUGAUAAAAACUUCAUUCAAGGUGUCAUAAAAAUAGAGCAAGAAGAAGAGGAAGAAAUCUUAGAACCAACCCUAACUACAAAAGAAAAAUUGAAUGUUUUGCGUGAUGCUAUAAAAAUUGUUACUGAAAUG